GAAUCUAUAUUAUGUCUUUCAAACUAUAUGUAUUCGCCACCGAAGCAUUAUAGUAUAACAAACUUUGUCAGUAAGUUUAACAUAAGACUUGUCGAACCUUCUUCAAUGAAAGAUGUUGUGCUACCUAAAGACGGAAAGGAUGGACUCAUUAUUGAGAUGAUUUUAAUAGCAUAUUAA
Messenger RNA from Trichomonas vaginalis G3, 177 nucleotides. RefSeq lists its product as uncharacterized. Lineage: Eukaryota; Parabasalia; Trichomonadida; Trichomonadidae. The transcript has a single exon. The record is from RefSeq and is a predicted model, not a curated record. The annotation marks the transcript as partial.